AUGAAUAAUGACAAAGAAAGUUUCAUCAUAUUCACGGAAAGAGAUGGAUUUGAUAAAAAUCAAAAACUUGAAAGCAAAUUAUAUCUAUCUACUGACGGAAGAUAUUCAUUGCUUGAAUUAUGUUGUUACCAUGGAGCUGUUGAUUGUUUCAAGUUAUUAAGAACGAAAUUCGGCUCAAAUAUAACUCAACAAUGUCUCGAACUUUCAUUUUUAGGUGGAAAUCCAGAGAUCAUGAGUGAAUGUUUGAAAUAUCAAAAACCAAAUGAAAAAUGCAUGGAAUAUGCAAUUAUUUCACACAACAUUGAUUUUGUUACAUUCUUGAAGAAUGAAUAUGAUAUUAUGAUCUAUUUAGAAUACUGUGAAAAUUACAAUAAUCUUGAAGCAUUUUUAGUUUAUUUCGAUCAAACUAAUAAUUUUGGCCAAUGCUUUGUUUAUUCACCAAUGUUUAAUAUUCCGUCUCUUAUCGAAUACUUCCUUUCACAUGGUGCAAACAUCAAUAAAACAAAUAAUUAUAGAGAAACAGCACUUCAUAUUGCGGCACAGCAAAAUAAUAAAGGAACUGCUGAAGUUCUCAUUUCACAUGGUGCAAAUAUCGAUGAAAAAAAUAAAGAUGGAGAAACAGCACUUCAUAUUGCAGCACGGCAAAAUUGUAAAGAAACUGCUGAAGUUCUCAUUUCACAUGGUGCGAAUAUCGAUAAAAAAAAUAAAGAUGGAGAAACAGCACUUUAUAUUGCAGCACGGCAAAAUUGUAAAGAAACUGCUGAAGUUCUCAUUUCACAUGGUGCGAAUAUCGAUGAAAAAAAUAAAGAUGGAGAAACAGCACUUCAUAUUGCGGCACAGCAAAAUAAUAAAGGAACUGCUGAAGUUCUCAUUUCACAUGGUGCGAAUAUCGAUAAAAAAAUAAAGAUGGAGAAACAGCACUUUAUAUUGCAGCACGGCAAAAUUGUAAAGAAACUGCUGAAGUUCUCAUUUCACAUGGUGCAAAUAUCGAUGAAAAAAAUAAAGAUGGAGAAACAGCACUUCAUAUUGCAGCAUGGCAUAAUAUUAAAGAAACUGCCGAAGUUCUCAUUUCACAUGGUGCGAAUAUGA
Molecule: messenger RNA, 1089 nt
Organism: Trichomonas vaginalis G3
Lineage: Eukaryota; Parabasalia; Trichomonadida; Trichomonadidae
Product: spectrin binding
Exons: 1
Coding region: 1-1089 (362 amino acids)
Molecular function (GO): protein binding
Source: RefSeq, a predicted model, not a curated record